Messenger RNA from Leishmania major strain Friedlin, 6444 nucleotides. RefSeq lists its product as hypothetical. The transcript has a single exon. The record is from RefSeq and is a predicted model, not a curated record. Lineage: Eukaryota; Euglenozoa; Kinetoplastea; Trypanosomatida; Trypanosomatidae. Bases 1 to 6444 code for a protein of 2147 amino acids.
AUGCUGCAACAGACCGCAUCGGCACACACACACCCGUGCCAAAGGGCAGCACGUAGCACAGCGAUCGAGGAGGCUGGAAACGCGUGUGAGGACGAUUAUAGGGAGAACCAAAACAUGAAUGGCACCAAUCACCACCCCGGAGCCGCAGCCGAUGAGCUUCAGAAACUGAAGGAGGCCUCACCACCGGCACUGCCAUUGCUGCCUCGGCACGCCACCGAGGGGUCGACCUCACUCCAUUCCUCAUUCUCUAGCAGCGUCUCUUCGCAUGAGAAGCGCACCGCUGCUGCCGCUGUCGAUCCGAGCCCGUUCUCCGUGGUAUCUCACAUCUCGACAGGGACGAAUAGUGGCAUGGGCGGCGCUGCACUGCUAACACGUGAUCCGCGCUUGAUAAUGCUGCCGCUGCGCCGCAACGAAACAAACUCGACCGCUGUGCCACCACCGUUGAACGGAGGCGUGAUGGAUGCCACGAUGCCGAGCGAUCAGCUGCAUCUGCUACCCAUCCCAAGGUCGCUCCUCCACACAUCACCAGCGGGGUGCACCCUCGUCGCUGACGUCGGGACCGCUUCCCCACUCUUUAUCGACUUGAACUCGCUUCAACUGACCGGCAUGCUGGAAAGUGUGCUUGUUUGCACCUGUGCUGCUGCGGGGGCCGCAACCGCUGCUAUACCAGCCGUGCAGCCAUCUGUCGUGCCGGUGCCACGGACACCACCGGCGCUAGGCACGCUGGUCGUCGACACGGACGAGCACGCCGGUGUUAGCAUGACAUCUCACACAGAUUCCGCUACCAGUGGAUCGGCUUCUGCCCCCGUGUCGGCAACAACAGUUGGCCGUGUGAAUGGCAAGGCCAACGCCUCACGCAGCUCGCGCACCCAAGUACAUUGUCCGCCCACUGCAGUGGCAGCGCUACCCCUUUACGCCAACGGUGCGAGUGACGGUGCUUCCUUAGCCGUCCCUCCCGUUGCGGCGGCAGCUGCCCUGCAUAUACUGCCGUCUUCUUUUGGUGCCAUCACUGCAGCCGACACGAGCCACCUCACGCCGGCAACACGGAGCGCCGGCGAAGGAGGGUGUCUGCCGCCAUGCUUCAGCGGACAUUAUACGACUUCCAGCACCCCCGACUUCCAACCGUCUUCCCUGACCCAUGUCACCCGUGCCGCCUUGUCCCCGCUUGGAUUGCCGUCAGAGAAGUCGCUAGCCGCUGGUGCCACCGCCACUUCCGUGACUUCCGAACAUGGGCCAGCGGAGGAGGGAAGCGGGAGGAAUGGCAAAUACGGAGACGAGCCCGCACCGCGGUGCCGCAUGACAGCCAUGCUGAAAGCUAAGACGACGCCUCCGAGUGCCAUGGCGUCAGACAUCCACCGUGAGCAUUCUCGUGCUCUCUCUGCACCUGCAGCCGCAACGGCACAGCAGCGUGGAGUGCGGAGGGGCAAUGCCCACCGAAAUGUGCUUGACAGCCGCGGCCCUUUUCGCGGCGGUGCGCGGGGGCCGCCGUCGGUGUCGAUUAAGGAGGCUCUUGCAGAUGCCCCCCUUCUCCGUUGCGCGGCAGCAGACGCGGUGGCGGAUACUAUGGUGUCGAUGCCGCCGUUGGCCGCCUCUGCUCGACAAGAUUCGACAGACACUGCUUUCCGGCAGCUGGCCGCUCGUCGCCAUCAGGUCUCGCUUCCGCCAGCGCCGCCGCCGCCGCCGCCGCCGCUGCUGCAAGAGCCCGAGGCACUGCCACCGCCACCGACGACCAAGGCGCCAAUGCAGCUUUCCGCGUCCUUCCCUGCUGGAGAGGUGCUGUCGCUGGACGGUACGCUGCGGAGCUGCGCCGACGAUGCUGCCUUGGUUUCGAACAUGAGCAAGGGAUCGUUUUUGUCAACCACCAUGGCCUUUGCUGCCACGGCUGGAACAACGGCUUCUGCCCCCUUGCUUGACUCUCCUGCGGGGGUGGCAGGGGGGUUCUCCGCGAUGCGGAGGCGUGCAUACGGUGGCGCGCGGCCAGCACCACCUGUCCAGCCGCCGCGGUCGCCAACGCAAAACCCGCCGUGCUCGGCUCUCUGGAUGCGCCCAGAUGUGUUCCAACAGGGCGCCGACGCAAGAGCUGCUGUCGCAGCUGCGACGCCCGCCGAUGAACGCACGGUCUCGACCUCGCCGCAGCGAGCUGCCCGCACCGCCGCCUCCAGUCAGGGGGGCGGCGUGUUUCCGCGCGACGACGGCACAGCAGCCCUGCAGCUGGUGCUGACCACGUCGCAGGAGUUUCUUGUGCCCUGCGCUCAGCGCAUGAGUGGCGGUGUGCCCAACGCACCACCGGCAGCGACACUGGAAGCGGAGCCAGAACGGCACCCGCAGGCCUUCUGCGACAACCCUCCUGGGCAAGCAGCACACACCGCCCCGCAGCUGCCCCAUCCCGCAAGCGAAAGCGUGACUGCCGUCCUCCAGCUGCCCGUGAACGCUGCUGCGCCUCCAGCAAAUCUCGUUGCCGACUCGCAAGCGCUCUCGGCGAACACCGGCAAGGAUUCUGUGGCGCGGAGCGGUGUGGCAGCACGACAGGCACCCUCGCCUUCGCCCGCACCACAGCCUCCAACUGCGCAGAGAGAACUCGCGGCCUUGCAUGUGCUGCCCAUGCACCGUAUCACAGAGACUGCUCGUGCUACACAGCAGCCCACGGCAGUAUCGCUGUCUCGCUCCGUGGAGCGCCACCCGGCAGUUUCAGGAGGAGCAGGCGAGGCACGUGGCGGCGCCAUCAUGUCACCUUGCCCAUCCGCGGCGUCUGUUAUGAGUAUUGACGUGCACACGAUUGCCGCCUCCCCUCAUGCGCGCGCUUCAGCGUUCGAGCGGCGAGAUGCACCGAGCACGCCGAGAAGUACGACCCACCGAUGCAGCUCCACCGGCAUCAGGAACGAGCCUCGCGGUGUCGCGCGUACCAUGUCGUCUGUCUCAGCAGCCCCGCUGUACUCCUUCGCGCACGUCACGCAUGGCGAGCAAGCGCAGACGGAGCCGUGCCGUCUUUUCAUGUGCUCCACACCACCUCCUCGGCCACCUCCGCGCCGGGCAGCACACACGGCACCACUUCCCGCCUGUAUUACUGCUGUUUCUGCCGCCGCGUCAUCAUCGACUUCUUCUGAGACCACGCCGCUGUGCAGACCGGUGGAUGUGAGAGACGCAGGGGCAGGGGAUGGAGUCCUGUCCAUCAUACCAGCUACCAUGGACACGGCGGGCAGCAGCGCAUCUUCGCUGGCGGCGAGUGAGCUGCCGGGUGUGCUGAAGGACUGGACUCCGACUCAACUAGCGGUUUCGCAGCCACUGCGAGCAUCUCAGCGAGCAGCAGCGGUGGUGGUGGUGGCACCGGGUGCGGAUGUGGAGAAACCAUCGACAAGGGAGACAUCUCCUCCCACUGCCGCCAUCCCUGCAACGCAGGCGGAGGCUCUCGACACGCGCGUGAAAAUGCAUAUGCGCACAACUCGUGCCAGCGACACCGCUGGGAAAGCAGCGAACUUGCGACGUAGAGACGCACGCGGUUUUUCCGCUGCGGCUUCUCCUGCCCAUCACGAUUGCCGCGGUGUACGCGUGGAACUUCAGCGUGAUGACAGGCGUGGCACUGAAUUGGCUGCGGAAACGCCGCACACAUCGCUACCGACACAUGUCGUGCCUGUCGCGGACAACCUGCUCAAACACCUCACCACUGCCCCACAAGAGUGCCGAGCUCGAGGAGGAGAGGUGUCAGCAUCGAUGGCACCCAUCACUCGCCUGCCAGCAUCGGAGAGUGUGACUGCGACGCCGUUUGCAUGGAAUGGUAUGGCAGCCGCAGGGGCACGGUCGAGGUCGCAGACCAUAACCGCAACGCUACCCACAGCAGCUGCCGCAACCGCGACUCAUGCCUUGCCAUUGUCAUUGGGUCCUUCCUGGGAGAGGAUGGAGCCGCUGCCCGUGGGCCAUCUUACAUCUGCUACGCCAACUGCCACCCCGCUGACGGCACGCACGUUUCCGUUGCAUUCAGUUCCAGCGAAGACGGCUGGAAUGCGGCUUGCCAUCCCCCACUGCGUGCCAACGCCGCCCUCGCUUCCGUCGUCCUUCCAACAGCAGUGCACCCCUCGAGGGGCGGUCUUUACAAGUUUCAAGUCUGCCUCGCGGCAGCACCCUUUGCGGCCGGCGGCUCCGGGGCCCUUUCGCCAGCCCCCCGCUCCCACCACGCUGCACCAACGAGGAGAAGGGGCACGCAACAGCUCUGCGAGUGGUGAGGCGCUCGCUACGCCCCCACAUACCCUGAUUGCCCAGCAGCUCGCCGGCGGCGCCGCAGCCAGUACGCCCCACCAAGGUGAGGUGGUGUGGGAGGUGCUGCCUGCUACUCACAGCAGCAGCUGCGACUGGCCAAACCCGGCGUCGUCGUGCCCCUCCUCCGUAGCCUCUAGCUGCCUCCAGCGCCAUCAGCUGCAGGCGGGGUGUCGCAGCGGGCUGCCCCGCUCCCUGCCCUUCUCUGACAUGACACGUGAUUCGAUGCCCAUGGCGAUGCUCGGCCCAAAGCCAGAGGCAGCCGUGCGCCGCAGGCCCUUCUCAACCGACCCCGGCGGUGGUGACGAGACGACUUCUGGCGGCCACAGUCGGCGCCAAGCUAGGCCAGUACCCCACCAAGAGCCGCAAGCCGCGCAGCGGAGCUCUCCAUCCCCUUGGCCGUGGUGGCGAGGGCAGCACGCCUUGACCCCAGGGCAGAGGUUGCCAGUGCGAGUGCAGCGUCACGGCGAGGGUGCGCGCACUGGCGGCUUCUUUGUUGCCUUGCCGCCGAACCCCGUCAUGGUAGACGGCGCCGACAACGCGGCAGCGCCCAAUAGCCGCCCCACACUUUCAUCCUCGGCAACAGCAGUGGCGGCUGGCGGAGUCGGCAGUGUUGGUGACGGAGGAGGGCUGGCCCCCACUGCUUCUUCUAUUCCAGCAGCACCUACGUCUCUGCGGCUGUGCACGGCGCACCUUGCAACGACACGAGAACGUGUUGGCGGGCGCGGUGGAGCUGCAGUCAAAAAGAGUGCAACAUCGGGAUGCGCCACCGCGGGCCAACCUCUGCAUCGUGUCGCGGCCGGCGCGCCGGCCACGUCGCCAGGAACUACCACUGCGGCCGAAGCAGCGACGCCGGUGAGGACAUGCGCCGGCUCGGGGCUGACGGGAGUCGCGGACUACUACGGCGCCUACCAGCGUACGCAGCAACCUCGCAGCACGAAAAGUGGCCCGCUACCGCCUUCACAGACGUUUCACUCUCAGUCAUCGAUGGGCACCGGCUCGCAGUCGCCACAGGAUAGUGGAGGAGGAGAGGCAAGAGGGAAUACAGGCACUGCCAGUAGACCUGGCUCGCUGCCAGUAGCGGAGGCUGGCAUGACACUUCCGAACACCGCUGCUGUUGCUGCUGCGGCAGGAUCGCAGGAGCCACGGUGCCACCACCGCCAGAGGGGAACGCCGCUACAACGAUACAGCGAUGGAACGAAUGCCGCGCUACGUGACCGUGGCGGGGUCAAGGGUGACUACGGGCCGCAACGCGCGCCGCGACUGACUCGGGCAUUGCUCGACCAGCUGCAGCGGACCUACGCUGCAGUAGCUGAUACAUCGUCUCGACCGCGCUACCUACCCAGCGACCUUCCCUUGAAGGAGGCACUCGUGGCAAGCUGGCACGACGCAAUACACCACGGUCCCCACAGCGGCAACGAUUCUAACGGUACACCAGCGAUGCUGCAGCGCCCGCGGCUCUCAGCCCCGUCCUGCAAACAAGGCGUGGAGAACGUAAUGGCUGUGCUUUCCAGAAGUGAGUGGACGGUUGCGUAUUCCUACCAUGGACCCGACUCACCACCGCCGCAGCUGCAUGCCACCGUCGGUGCCACUCCCAUGGACACCCGCUCCGAAUCACCAAUUGCCGCCCAGCCGCAUCUCCCCGCAGCGGCGCAGCAGGAGCGGCUGUAUAUGCAGCGGUGCACUUCCUCUUCACCCUCCCCCGUCCCUGUCGCACCACCGCCGGUGGUGUGUAAGAAUUACGGCGCCGUGCUGCGGACACACCACCCGCAGGCGCUCCCGUUCGUGGUGUCCUCUCAGCAAGCUCAACCCCGUCUUCUCCGGCGCAACCUCGUGGAGCAGCCGACUCGCAAGCACACCGCUCAUACGAGUGCCGGCACCGUAGCGUCGGCACCCGUAGUUUUACAAGAGGCGACCUUGGCGCCAGCGAAGAUCCUGGCAACGCCUCCGUCGCUGGCAUCACUGGAGCAUCAGCAGACGCCUGUGCUGACCGCCGUCGCCACCGUGCCUGCCGCACCGCCACCAAUGCCCUGGUCCCCGAAAGGCAACGGCCCAGAUGCUAGCAGUGAGACGCUGAGCGUCACAGAGGUUUGCCCCAGGCAAGGGUCGUCUGGACCGCGCAUUAGCAAUUUUUUCCAUCUCUUCCGAGAGCGCCAAGGGCAGCGGCGCGGGGGGCGGGCGUGGAUCGCUCAUUAA